Sesamum indicum (sesame) is the source of this 1542-nucleotide messenger RNA. RefSeq names its product electron transporter, putative (DUF179). The record is from RefSeq and is a predicted model, not a curated record. NCBI's taxonomy places the organism in Eukaryota, Viridiplantae, Streptophyta, Magnoliopsida, Lamiales, Pedaliaceae.
ACACCCAUCAUCUCCAGUUCAUUGUCACAUUGCGCACCUCCCUUCACUCGCCUCGCCCUUCCUUAUCAUUCUGUUAAAUUAUUCAGCAUAUUCCCUCUCCCUUUCUCCUCCUUUCGCUUCUCUUCUCUUCUCUUCUCUUCUCACGCUUCAUUCAUUCCUCCCUCCUACAUAAAGAAGAAAAACAAGAGAGAGAGACAGAGAAGAGAAGGGUCAAGGUUUGCUUUCUUCUUCAAAAUUUCUGUGAAAUUAUGGAUCUGUCGUGUGUGCAUGCGAAAAGCAAUGGCUUUCUGCUCCGAAAUUCCUUCUCCGAGAUACCCAUUUGCUGGAAUUCAAGAAAUCAUACGUUUGCUCUCGAAAUUAGGCGUACGAGGAAGGGAUCUUUGCCGGGUUAUUGUAGGUAUCGCUCGGUUUUAAUUAGAGCUAUGGGGAAAAAGAAUCCCGGAAAUUCUAAUUCCAAUUCUUCCUCUUCCGGUCCUGGGAAUGGUGAUCAUUCGAAAGCUGGAGGAGACAGCCUCAAAGGAAACAAUCCUCCUCCUGGUGGCAACAAACCUGGUGAUACCAGCCCACAAAAAUCCCAAUGUAAGCCCUUGGAUUGGAGAGAGUUUAGAGCAUUGCUCUACAUUCAGGAGCAGUAUUCUUUCCAGGCCGAAAAUGAAGAUUCUGUUCAUAACCAAGAUAGAACAUCCCCGGGAUCAAAAUCUCUUCCCCUCAAGUGGGCACACCCUAUUUCAGCACCUGAGAAUGGCUGUCUCCUUGUUGCUACAGAAAAGCUCGAUGGAGUUCGCACCUUUGAAAGGACUGUAGUUCUUCUCCUAAGAUCUGGAACAAGGAACCCUCAGGAGGGGCCUUUUGGGGUUGUUAUAAAUCGACCGCUUCACAAAAAGAUGAAACAUAUGAAUCCCACUAAUAUUGAGUUGGCAACUACAUUUGCUGACUGUUCUUUGCAUUUUGGUGGGCCCCUUGACGCAAGUAUGUUCUUGUUGAGAGCUGGUGAAACUACUGGACUUCCUGGUUUUGAGGAGGUCAUUCCUGGAGUAUACUUUGGUUCCCGAAACAGUUUGGAUAAGGGUUCGGGGUUGGUAAAGAAGGGGACACUUAGGCCUCAAGACUUCAGAUUCUUCAUGGGAUAUGCAGGGUGGCAACUGGACCAACUAAGAGAGGAAAUUGAAUCUGACUACUGGUAUGUUGCUGCAUGCAGUGCAAACUUGAUAUCUGGGGCUUCCCAAAGUUCUUCCUCUGAUGGUUUGUGGGAAGAAAUUCUGCAACUAAUGGGAGGACACUACUCGGAAUUGAGCCGCAAGCCUAAGCAAGACAUCUAGUUCGUUCUUGAGUCACUUCAACCUGAAAACAAGGUCAUCCUGCAAUGAGAAGUUCGUCCAAAUGUACAGUAGUUAACUUAGAGACAUAAUUAAGUAGAAAUUUCUUUUUUCCCUUUCUUCCCCCCUUUUUUUUAAAUAUAUAAAUAAGGUUUCUAUUUAUGCAUGUAAGUACCAGAGGUUUAAUGUUCUGAAUAAUAACCUUUACUGCAGACAUUUGAUUUAA